Colletotrichum karsti is the source of this 570-nucleotide messenger RNA. Its product is annotated as signal peptidase I. Lineage: Eukaryota; Fungi; Ascomycota; Sordariomycetes; Glomerellales; Glomerellaceae. Gene Ontology annotation, molecular function: serine-type endopeptidase activity. The record is from RefSeq and is a predicted model, not a curated record. The coding region runs from base 1 to 570 and encodes 189 amino acids. The transcript has 4 exons. Gene Ontology annotation, cellular component: signal peptidase complex; membrane.
AUGUUGUCGAGUCUCGGAAACCCGCGCCAGCUGGCGUCGCAGCUGCUCAACUUCGCGCUGAUCCUCUCCACUGCUUUCAUGAUGUGGAAAGGCCUCUCCGUCAUUAGCGAUUCGCCCUCGCCUAUCGUCGUCGUUCUUUCCGGAUCAAUGGAACCCGCCUUCCAACGAGGAGACUUGCUGUUCCUUUGGAACCGCAACCUCCUGCAGGAUACAGAUAUUGGCGAGAUCGUGGUGUACGAAGUGAAGGGAAAGAACAUUCCGGCAAGUGAUCCCCUCAUGGUCGAAUACUUGGUCGUGCUAAUCCUCCUUCAGAUCGUCCACAGAGUCAUCCAGAAGUUCGGCGCUGGGCCGGAAGCAAAGCUCCUCACGAAAGGCGACAACAACGCCGGAGCCGACCAAGAGUUGUACGCCAAGGGCCAGGACUUCCUUGUGCGUUCAGACAUCAUCGGCAGCGUUUGCGCUUAUAUACCCUUUGUCGGAUACGUUACGAUCCUUCUCUCCGAACACCCGUGGUUGAAGACGGUGAUGCUGGGCAUCAUGGGACUGGUUGUGGUGCUGCAGAGAGAGUAG